AUGAAGGGUGUGAUGAGGUUCGGGAAGAAAGGCAAGCUUAGCCCUAAAUUCAUUGGACCUUUUGAGAUUUUGAGUCGAGUGGGAGAGAUGGCAUAUAAGUUGGCCUUCCAACCUAGUUUGUUGGCAGUUCAUCCUACUUUCCAUGUCUCCAUGCUUCGGAAGUAUAUUCUGUAUGAGUCUCAUGUACUUUUACUUGAUUCAGUGGAUAUGGGUCUAGACUUUACAUUCGAGGAUAAGCCUAUAGCUUUAUUGGAUAGGCAGGUUCGAAAGCUUAGAACCAAAGAGACUGUGUCAGUAAAGGUGCAGCGAAAGCACCAUUCAAUUGGAGAGGCGACUUGGGAGAUGGAGUCGACAUGCGUGCUACAUAUCAUCAACUUUAUUAAGCUUCAGCAUGUUGAUGAGAUCUUGUCCCUUAUGCGCAAGCCAGGCACUAUAAUCAAACAGAUCUAA
Messenger RNA from Solanum stenotomum, 450 nucleotides. RefSeq lists its product as uncharacterized. The transcript is spliced from 2 exons. The record is from RefSeq and is a predicted model, not a curated record. Lineage: Eukaryota; Viridiplantae; Streptophyta; Magnoliopsida; Solanales; Solanaceae. Bases 1 to 450 code for a protein of 149 amino acids.